GGGGUUUGACGGAAUAUGGAUAGGAAAACGUUUAUUUGGCCAUCAGGAUUCAUCGAGAAUCUAACCAACGUUUGUGUGGUGAGGAACGAGGUGAAGACUUUAUUUUGAUCCUAGCCGAGCUUUGGGAUCGAGUCGUUUUUAUUUCUCGGCAGAGUCAGAUCACCGCUGACUUGUAGAGGAUGCCCAAAGAACCCAAUGACUCAUCCAAUGAGGAGGGAAAGAAGGUCGACUCUGAAGGGUCAGAAGACUCCAAAGGCCAGACAGAUGGAUCCGAAGAGAUGCUGCGUAAACGAAUCAGAACGAACACGCCGAGUCCUCACCGACAGACUCCUCCAUCCAGCCCGUCCAAGUUGGUGUCGGUGGAGGAGCUGAUGGAGACUGCUAAAGGCGUGACUAACAUGGCGCUGGCUCACGAGAUCGUAGUGAACGGUGGCUUCCAAAUCAAACCCAAUGAACCUGCUGAGGGAAGUUUAGAGAAACGAGUUAAGGAAAUUGUUCACAAAGCAUUCUGGGAUUGUCUCGAAACCCAGCUGAACGAUGACCCACCUGUCUACGAGCACGCUAUCAAACUGGUUGGGGAAAUUAAAGAGACUUUGCUGUCCUUCCUGAUGCCGUACCAGACGCGUCUGAAAGGACAGAUCGAGGAGGCGCUGGACCUGUCGCUCAUCCAGCAGCAGGCGGAGAACGGGGCGCUGGAAAUCGGCAAAGUGGCCAAGUUUAUUAUCAACACCAUGGCCGACUUUUGCGCGCCGUGUCGGGACAAAGAAGUGCACCAGCUGCGGGACAUCACGGACACCGUGCUUCUUUUCAGGUCUAUUUUUCCUGUGUUGGACAAAAUGAAGAUUGACAUGGCCAACUUUGCUGUCAGUAGUCUCCGGCCACAACUGCUGCAGCACUCGGUGGAGUACGAGAGGAACAAGUUUCAGGAGUUACUCAACAAACAGCCUAAUGCUCUGGACUACACUCAGAAAUGGCUGAGGGAGUCGGCAGACUCGUUUGUUAAAGGUGCUGAAGAGGGUGCAGCAGGCUCACCCGGGUCAUCCUCACAGCUGUUACAGAACAUCCAAAACCACGCCUAUUUACAACUGCUGCGCUGGGAGGACAGCCCAGAUACUUUCCCCGAGACACUGCUGAUGGACCGCGGCAGGUUUCUGGAGAUGCAGCUCGAGCUGGAGCGCUUGGCAAUGGUGGCGUCUGUGCUGCUGAUCGUGUAUAACAUUGCAGGGGAGGCGAUCACAGGGUUGCCAGGUCUUAUGGACACACUGAAGAGCACCGUGAGGAUCCUGCUGGCUGAUAUGCACACACCGUUUUUCAAAGCAGACGAGACUUUAACGGCCAUCGGAGAGAAACUGUGUUUGGAGCUGAUGGAACGUCUGACUCAGCAUGGCUUCUCACCUUUUCAUCCAGACAGAGAGAACACCCUGAAAGGCCAGAUCGCAGCCGUCAAGUCCCACGAUAACCCCAUCCGUAAACUCGUUGAUUCCCGGAUCCAGGGAUAUCUCCUGGCCUUCAUGGAACUGGGUCCUCAAGGGGGCUUACCGGCUGUUCCUGGUGGUCUGGUUCCUAUCAGCAAAGAGCUGGAAGACAUCGGAACCAGACUGAACCGUCUGGUGAACUUCAACAAGCUCGUCUACUCGCCGUUUUACCACAACCUUUUGGAGGACGCCAUUCAGGCCGGGGGGAGUGGGGCUACUUAGGGU
This is a messenger RNA of Silurus meridionalis, 1700 nucleotides long. RefSeq names its product t-complex 11, testis-specific-like 1 (gene tcp11l1). Gene Ontology annotation, biological process: signal transduction. The transcript is spliced from 10 exons. Lineage: Eukaryota; Metazoa; Chordata; Actinopteri; Siluriformes; Siluridae. The record is from RefSeq and is a predicted model, not a curated record. Bases 180 to 1697 code for a protein of 505 amino acids.